UAUUUCAUGUUAGCACUUCUGCACAACGAGUUAGAUUUCAUUGUUCCUUGGGUUACAUGUAUAUAGACGCUUGUAUUAUAGCAUAAGAUUUUUAUGUUUAUCAGUUAUUGUGUUUUGCAUAGCAUCAUUUUAACCGCAUGUGAAACCUAUUCCUCUUUUAUUUUUAGAUUACUCGUCCGUGGAAUAAUGUCACGAAACAGAGUUGUUGAAGCCAAAAAAUUAAACUCUACAAACCAAGAUGAAAUUUUUUGAAACUGAAGAAAUACAUCUUUGUGAGAACUGAAUAGAUCCUUAGGACCAUUUAAUAUAGUCGGCUGUGAUAUAUCUAGUAGGUAAUACACACGAGAACGAGAAGGAAAAAGGCUGGAACUUUUAUCGGGAUCCCGAGCGACGAAAUCUUGAAUUUAAAAUAUUGAUAUGAAAAUAUCGUUCGUUUUACAUUGGAAGAGAAAUAUUUCCAAAGAAUGCCAAAGUUUAAAAUAUUUUUUUAGAAUUUUACCCAACUGGUUUUGCCAGCUGAGGUUGAGCUCGGGCUUAUUGAUCAUCAUUCUAUUUCAUAUGCUCGAAGUGGUAUCAGCCGAGAAGAAUAUUCGUUACCAAAAUGAAGCGGAAGGGAUCGCGUACUCGAAAGAAUAUGACAACAGUGUCGAAAACAUGCCAACGCUGGAAGAAGACAUGUACCAUAAAGAGAAACCUACCAACAGCGUGAAACGAUUCAAAAUCGCCGAUAUCGAAUUCCAACGCGUUGAAACUCCAGUCUUGAUUGCUAUGUGGAUUUUCUGCGCCAGCUUAGCGAAAAUAUGUUUCCACAUGGCUCCGGAUUUAAAUCAAAAAGUACCCGAGUCGUGUUUAUUAAUCGUAGUGGGUGUGUUAAUCGGACUAGUAUUGAUGUGCAUUAAAAACAUUCAUAUCACUGCUCUAACACCUGAUACGUUCUUUCUAUACAUGUUGCCGCCUAUUAUUCUGGAUGCCGGAUACUUCAUGCCAAAUAGAUUGUUCUUCGAUAAUUUAGGAACAAUUUUAUUGUUCGCUGUAGUCGGCACCGUUUUCAAUACGCUCACCAUCGGAGCGUCUUUGUGGUUAGCUAAUACCUUAGGAUUAUUUGCCGUCGAUACACCGGUAUUGGAAUUGUUUCUAUUUUCCGCAUUAAUCUCGGCCGUCGACCCGGUAGCUGUGUUGGCAGUUUUCGAAGAAAUUCACGUUAAUGAAAUUCUCUACAUCGUUGUAUUCGGAGAGUCCUUGCUCAAUGAUGCGGUUACGGUGGUGCUGUAUCAUAUGUUCGAAGCGUUUAAUCGAAUAGGAACGGCGAAUAUUUUGUAUACGGAUUUAUUAAGUAGUGCGGUUUCGUUUCUAGUCGUCGCUAUCGGUGGAACCUUUAUUGGCAUUGUGUGGGGAUUUUUGACUGGCUUUGUCACCAGGUUUACUCAUCAAGCCAGGGUUAUAGAGCCGAUAUUGAUAUUGGUUAUGGCCUAUAUUGCUUAUUUGAAUGCUGAAAUGUUCCAUAUGUCUGGCAUAUUAGCUAUUACGUUUUGUGGCAUCACAAUGAAGAAUUACGUCGAAGCCAAUAUUUCACAUAAGUCUCACACGACCGUAAAGUACACCAUGAAAAUGCUGAGUAGCUCGUCCGAAACUAUAAUAUUCAUGUUUUUGGGAGUAUCAACAGUUAGCGAACAUCAUCAAUGGAACACAGCAUUCGUCAUAAUUACCAUAUUUUUCUGCACAUUUUAUAGAUUCGUUGGUGUAAUGCUAUUAUCAGCAAUUCUAAAUCAUUUCCGAUUGUAUAAACUCAAUACGGUCGAUAAAUUCGUCAUGGCUUAUGGAGGAUUACGAGGAGCAGUAGCAUUUGCGUUAGCACUAUUAAUUAAUCCGCAUCACGUUAAACAGAGGGAAAUGUUUAUUACAACCACAAUCGCUGUGAUUUAUUUCACUGUCUUCAUACAGGGUAUUACUAUAAGACCAUUAGUAAAAAUAUUAAAUGUCAAGAAAGCCGAGAAAAGGAAACCUACGAUGAAUGAGAGAAUACACGAAAGGUUUAUGGACCAUAUGAUGGCUGGUAUCGAAGAUAUCCUAGGACAUCAUGGAAAUCAUCACUUGAGAGAUAGGUUUAAACGAUUCGAUAAUAAAUUCAUACGACCUCAUUUGCUGAAAAAUCAUCAAGGUGCCGAACCAAAAAUAUUAGAAACGUAUUCGAAGCUUGCUAUGAAAGAUGCUUUAGAUUUUAUGCGAAGAAACGCUUCGACUCUCGGUAAUAUAUCGAAUACCGAAUCCGUCUCCGCUAUAUUUAGAAAUUACACCGGAGGCAAUUUACAAGCGAGUUCUAGUUGUUCCCAAUUGGAUAACAGUAUGUGGAAUGUUGAUUUGCAAGAGUUGGAAUAUAAUCCUUCGAAAAAAGAUCUCACCGAUGCCAGAAUACAUCAUUUGUUGACAACCGAAUUAUGCCAACCGCCAAAAAAAGCUUCGGAAGUACCCCAGCAUCGUCGUUUAAGCUACAGUCGUCACAUCGUCGACGAAAAAGAACUGUCCCAAGUCAACUAUCGAGCCAACGUCACCACUAGACGUAUCGUCGGAGGUUCUGAACUCGGCCGUCGCCAUCAUCACAAACGAAGCAAGAAACUGAACAAGGAUGGUAAAAUAAACCACGUUACGUUUCCAACGCCGCAACGAAACGGACCAGCGAAACAAUUUUCCGAUGAAUACCCCGAAGAGCUGGAAGACAAUAAAGAAUUUUACGACGAUAAUAAAAACGCAUGUAACGAUGACUGGGAUGCUGGCAUAACGUUUACCGUCAAUCCUGCAACGUGUAACCAAACGGAAUCUAGUUUAGAAUCAGACGAAAAGAAGACUAAUUUCAAAUUAGUCGAGUUUAAUAUUCCUAGUAAAAUUGAAAAUACUAAACAUUGUACUCCAACCGUUGCUGAAAUCAGUUUACCUUGGCAUCGGUCUGGUACGAAAAAUGGAUGCGAAGAACCGGUUCAAGUUACUUCUGUGGCUGUUGAAAAUAAACUCCCUUGGAGCCACAGCGAGGAAGAAUCUGAUCUUGAAAGCGGUACCGUCAAACAACGCGAAUUCCCUUGCUGGACGACCAAUAGAGAAUAUCUACCGUAUAGUUCGCCAUCCAAUACAUUAAUAAGUGGAGUCGAGAAACCAAAAUUAACCUCAGUACUGAAUUUAUUCCGAAGAGAUCGUAGCCGUAGCAGUGUAACUCGUUUAGAAUCAAAUGACUCCAUAUAUCAUCCAUCAUCCUCAUCAUCAGCCGUAUUACACGAAGAAUGUGGCACUGCUAAUACAUCUGUAUCUUAUCUGAGUCCUCAUCGUGAUAAUUCUACUCCUCUUCGACGCGGAUCUAUGAUGGAAUUGAGCUCAUCUGCUUACAGGAUACCAGAAGAAGAUUUCCUAUCAGUCACUAUACCAGGUUCAGGUGGCAUUCAUCGGAUACGUUCCGGAUCCAUGUGUAUUCCUCGCAAAAAAGAUGGUAUAUUAACCAUAUCAAAGUCAUCGUCUAGCAGCGGCUCAUCCAGCUCUAAUGAAGACGAACCUUUUGGAUAACAAUUACUCAUACCCCGGAAAAUAUGAUACCGGGGGUCCAGUGUGUACCAUAGCUUCCCAAUGUUGGUACACACAAAGAAGGAUACUACAGAUGAUAAAAAAACCGAAGAUGUGUAAUACAACCAAUGUAAUUUUUGGCCUACAGUGUGAGUAAAUUAUAUCUACAUACAUAUGACAAACGUGAUCUUUAAAAAUUUUGCAAUUUUUAAAACUAUAGCUCAAUAUUUACGAAAUGAUUCGCCAUUGGUGUUUUGAAAGUACCCUAAAAGAAAUAUCGUGCUUUCUCGAGGUUGUUAGUUUUUUAAAAUUAUAUUAAUGAAUGUGCUGUGGUUGGCGUUAAAACAUUAUUAAAUUAGUCAAUUGUUGAGAAAAUAUUAUUCCAAUUCAACCUACGUAGGUACCUACUUAUGUAAUAAUUUCGUUAUUUAAAUUUUUUUUGAAACGGUCUUCCAAGAUGGUAUGUACCUUUUUUUUUAUGCUUUAAAAGGCUGAUAGAUACGAUUUUGAUGUUAUAUACUCGAAUAUUAUUUAUAUUUUAUUUAUAAUGCUGAAAAAUUCGGGCACAAUUUCCUCUAUUUUUGAUUUAUUGGUUCGUCGAAUCGGCGAGUAAUUUCACAGAGUAACUUAUAUAUUUUACAUAUUCGACGCGUCAACUUCUUCAUAUCUAUUUUGAUACCUAUCUAAACUUUUACACGAGUAAGUUUUUUUUUGCUAUUUACGAGCACACGAAUAUUUUAUACAUUAAUGCCAAAUGAGUUAGGCACGUGCUCAGCAUUUUCCUAUAUCAGUUUAUUAAUUAUAUCUUUCUUCAGUUGAUUAUACAUAUCUUGAGCUAUUGAAGCUGUGGAGUAUAAUCGCAUAUUUUACACCUAGCAUUAUUACCUACCUAAUUACGUUUUUAUCAUAAUUUUUUUUCUUAAACGUUGAAUUUUUUAAAAAUUUUAUUCAGCUUGUUGAUUACUUAAUGUUAUACUAUUUAAACUUAAAAUAUAAACUAAAAAUUUUUCUUUAAUUUUUUCAAUUGUUAUUUUGAUUAAAAUCAAUUUUAAUAAUAAAACAUUUUACUUACCUAGUACGUAAUACAUAAAUCCUACUUAUAAUGAGUUUAUUUAAAAUAUCGACCGUAAGAACAUAUAAUUAAUCAAUGGUACUAUUCUAUUUAUUAAAAUACGUUUAUGUAUUAUUAGAAUUAUUUCUGUGAUAAAAUCUAUAGUCACUGUGUCCUAUUUUUAUCAUAAGUAUAAAAUCUGUCUAGUCAAUUUAGUACUUUUCCUUGUGUUUUGCAAAUUGUCAUUUUCCGUUGAAAUAUAUUACUUUAGUUUGUU
Planococcus citri (citrus mealybug) is the source of this 4871-nucleotide messenger RNA. RefSeq names its product Na[+]/H[+] hydrogen exchanger 2 (gene Nhe2). Lineage: Eukaryota; Metazoa; Arthropoda; Insecta; Hemiptera; Pseudococcidae. The record is from RefSeq and is a predicted model, not a curated record. The transcript has 19 exons. Gene Ontology annotation, biological process: sodium ion import across plasma membrane; regulation of intracellular pH; potassium ion transmembrane transport. Gene Ontology annotation, cellular component: plasma membrane. Gene Ontology annotation, molecular function: potassium:proton antiporter activity; sodium:proton antiporter activity. Bases 418 to 3546 code for a protein of 1042 amino acids.